AAGACGCCUCCCUUGUUGAUCGCAAUUGUUAUUGUUUUGCUGCUCCGAAUGGCGUGGACGUCAACAGCAAAGAGGUUUGCGGUUAGAGAGGGAGAGAUUUACAGUGCUCUUGCCGCAUUCAAUCGGUGGGAUGAGAUCGACGACUCAGAAGAAUGGCAAAGACGCAUUUACUAUGCCUUAUCUCUAUCUUAUGCCUUGGUUUCCCUUGUUGCCCUGGUACAACUGCUGCGCAUUCAUUUAAGAGUACCAGAAUAUGGUUGGACAACACAAAAGGUUUUCCACUUGAUGAAUUUUCUUGUGAAUGGAUUGAGGGCUGUCCUCUUUGGUCUCUACAAAAGUGUGUUCCUUAUUAGGCCAGAGGUAGUUGAAAUGGUUCUUAUGGAACUACCCGGUCUUCUAUUUUUUUCGACCUACACACUACUUGUUUUGUUCUGGGCUGAGAUAUAUCACCAGGCAAGAAGCCUACCAACUGACAAGCUUAGGCCUGCUUACUAUGCAGUAAAUGGAUUUAUAUAUUUACUACAGGUGUGCAUCUGGAUAUUCAUAAGAUUAAGCCCAAGUUCUGCUGCAGUGGAAGCUGCUAAACUCUUCUUUUCAGCUGUUUCAUUCUGUGUUGCUCUAGGAUUUAUAAUAUAUGGUGGGAGGUUAUUUGUCAUGCUGAGGUGCUUCCCCAUAGAGUCUAGAGGUCGUCAGAAAAAGCUAUAUGAGGUUGGCUGUGUCACAGGAAUUUGUUGUACUUGUUUCUUGAUAAGAUGCCUUGUGCUUGCUCUCUCUGCAUUUGAUGAGGAUUUAGAUGUUGAUGUUCUGGAUCAUCCCAUCCUGAACCUAAUAUAUUACGUGGUGGUAGAGAUUAUUCCAUCUGCUCUCGUGCUCUUCAUCCUGCGAAAGUUGCCCCCAAGGCGGGUCUCAGAUCAGUAUCACCCCAUCAACUGAAUCUGUCAUUUCAAUUUAACA
This is a messenger RNA of Alnus glutinosa, 954 nucleotides long. RefSeq names its product tobamovirus multiplication protein 1-like. The coding region runs from base 49 to 933 and encodes 294 amino acids. The record is from RefSeq and is a predicted model, not a curated record. Lineage: Eukaryota; Viridiplantae; Streptophyta; Magnoliopsida; Fagales; Betulaceae. The transcript is spliced from 11 exons.